Thermochaetoides thermophila DSM 1495 is the source of this 966-nucleotide messenger RNA. RefSeq lists its product as uncharacterized. The record is from RefSeq and is a predicted model, not a curated record. Gene Ontology annotation, cellular component: nucleus; CCAAT-binding factor complex. Gene Ontology annotation, molecular function: DNA binding; protein heterodimerization activity; DNA-binding transcription activator activity, RNA polymerase II-specific. Gene Ontology annotation, biological process: regulation of DNA-templated transcription. The transcript has 3 exons. The coding region runs from base 1 to 966 and encodes 321 amino acids. NCBI's taxonomy places the organism in Eukaryota, Fungi, Ascomycota, Sordariomycetes, Sordariales, Chaetomiaceae.
AUGGAUCCGCAUAACCAGUCUCAGCAUCCACAGCAGCCCCGGCAGAUGCCGGCCUACGAUCUGAGCAAUGGCGGCCACUAUGGUGCAAGCGCAGCGAUCUCAGCGCAAGGAUUUGCCCCUUCAGAGCUCUACACUGGCACAUGGGCCAAUGUGCAUCAGGGUCUCACCGGGCACUACAAGGAUAUCCUGACAGCCUACUGGCAGCAAACCAUCCAUCACCUCGAGAAUGACCAGCACGACUACAAGAUGCACCAGCUCCCCCUGGCCCGGAUAAAGAAGGUUAUGAAGGCCGAUCCCGAUGUUAAGAUGAUCUCUGCUGAGGCUCCGAUCCUCUUUGCCAAGGGUUGCGAUAUCUUCAUCACCGAGCUGACCAUGAGGGCUUGGAUCCAUGCUGAGGAGAAUAAGAGACGCACCUUGCAGCGUUCGGACAUUGCUUCGGCGCUGGCGAAGUCCGACAUGUUUGACUUCCUCAUCGAUAUCGUCCCGCGCGAGGAAGCCCAAACCCACAAGCGGAGCAGCAAUCAUCAGGCUGCUGCCGCGGCGGCUGCAGCCCAACAAUCAGCUGCCCAGACCCAGAUUCCCGGUGUUGGUGCGCCUAACCAUACUGGCGGCCACCCGAUGGCCACGACCGAUUACACACUUAGUGGUCAGCACAUGGGCACCGAGGCCGACUACCGCCAGACCCAGACCAUGUACACAGGCCAGGUCCAGACGGGCGCGCCGGCGUAUGGCCAGCCCCAGGCGCAGAUGUACAAUGUCGACGACAUGUAUACCUAUGGAACCAUGCCUCCGCAGCAGGCAGCGCCCCUGAAGCAGGAGGGGCAGGGCCAGAUGCCGGUGAUUAAGGAUGAGCCGUUCGAAGACCUAGGCGGGUUCGAUCUCCAGAACGUGCAGGAGGGGACGCUGCCGCAGACAGAGUCGGUUGACCUGAAUUCCAAAACCACAGGUUAUGCAAGGCAGAUGUGA